UUCGUUCCGUUUUAUUGUUUAUUACUGUAUCGCCCUGGGCUUCGUGAAAAUUGAUAUUUACAUGACAAAUGUACAAAAUUGUCAUUUGCUUUUGUGUGAGAAACUAAAGUUCUACUGGCGAGUAUCAGUUUGAUGUUAUUGUAGAAAGUUGUCAAGCUUCUGUUCCGAAUAUGGUAUUGACGAAGGAAUACCGCAUAUGCAUGCCGCUUACAACGGAAGAGUAUCGCAUAGGACAACUUUACAUGAUUGCAAGGCAUAGCCAUGAGCAAUCAGAUAAUGAUGAUGGGGUUGAGGUUGUUGAAAAUGUAGAAUGCGAUGAUCCUACACACGGAAAGGGCCAGUACACAGAGAAAAGAAUUCAUUUGUCUAGCAAAUUACCAUAUUGGAUUCAAUCUGUCAUUCCAAGAAUAUUUUAUAUAACAGAAAAGGCAUGGAAUUACUAUCCUUUCACCAUCACAGAAUACACUUGUUCUUUCAUUCCCAAGUUCCAAAUAUCAAUAAGAACCAAAUACGAGGAUAACAAUGGUUCCACAGAGAAUUCCUUAGGUCUGUCUCCGAUUGAUCAGCUACACCGUGAAGUUGACUUUGUAGACAUUGCAUAUGAUGAAAUCUCUGCGAAACACUACAAAGAGGAAGAGGAUCCAAAAUUUUUUCAAUCCAAACGAACCGGUCGUGGACCGUUGGUAGAGGGAUGGAGGGAAACAAUACAACCCAUAAUGUGUUCCUAUAAAUUAGUUCAUGCUUCGUUUGAAGUUUGGGGUAUGCAAACUCGAGUGGAAGACUUCAUUCAUAGAUGUAUAAGGGAUAUUUUAUUAUUGGGCCAUCGACAAGCAUUUGCGUGGAUCGAUGAGUGGUACGAUAUGACAUUGGAAGAUGUUCGACAAUACGAGCAUAAGAUGCAAACGGAGACCAAUGAAAAAGUACGACUUAGAAAUCAGAACAACGAGAAACCAAUGACACCUACCACACCAAAUGCAUCGGUGCCAUCGUCACCAUUACCUAAGUCUCCAACACAAUCCAAUCGAUCGUGGUUUUCUUGGUCAUAGCCGUAAUCCCAGAGACUGUUGGAAUUAGCGAUACGCUAGCCUGCCUAGGUAAUGAAAUUAAAUUCUGUGCAAACAAACAUUGGCAUUUUCGAUUUUAUGUGUACGUGUGUAUUCACAUGUAGUCUGGUACCUGUAACUGAAUUGGAUCUUUUAAAACUUGAGGGUUUCUGAAACUCAAAGUUGUUCACGCGGAGAAAGAAUUCUCUGCAUCGUUUUCUCG
Dufourea novaeangliae is the source of this 1266-nucleotide messenger RNA. It is a transcript of the gene rdgBbeta, whose product is annotated as cytoplasmic phosphatidylinositol transfer protein 1. Bases 171 to 1046 code for a protein of 291 amino acids. The record is from RefSeq and is a predicted model, not a curated record. Gene Ontology annotation, biological process: phospholipid transport. Lineage: Eukaryota; Metazoa; Arthropoda; Insecta; Hymenoptera; Halictidae. Gene Ontology annotation, molecular function: phosphatidylinositol transfer activity; phosphatidylinositol binding. Gene Ontology annotation, cellular component: cytoplasm. The transcript is spliced from 8 exons.